AAGAAGUACUCGUCACGAAGAAGGCCAUGCCUGGCGUCAUCUUGUACGCGGGCGACCCGAUCGUGUCCCCGGCACUGCCACCGUCGCGCCGACGACCUCACGCCGCGUCGUCGUCGGGUGCAUCGUCGUCGGCGACCUCGAGCGGCCGACGGCGCCCGCCGCCGCCGGAAACCGCCGACGUCCGAACCAACUUUACCACGCCCAAGCAGCCCCGCCCGUCCAACCUCACUCGCCCUUCCAACCUUUCUCGGCCAUCGACGCUCUCACGACCAUCGACGCUCACGCCAACGCCUCAUAGCAACGACGAAGACGAUGCGAUAUUGGGCCACCUGGACGACGCCAACGACUACCCGCUGCUGGAAGAAGUGCCCGAGAAGGAGCACCACGACACACGCAACUACGACCCUCGGUCGCACCGGACGUUUGUGAGCACGCUCUCGGUCAUCAUUGGCGCGCUCGUCGGUGCCGGCGCCGGCGUCGGUCUCUCGCAGGUGCACAUGUCUCGCGACAGCCUCCAAUGGCUCGCGCUGCCCGGCGACCUCUUUGUGCGCGCACUGCGCUGCCUCGUCGUGCCCAUGGUCUUUUGCACCAUGACCGUCUCGAUCGCCGAAGUCGUCGUCUUGAAAAAGACCUCGGUGCUCACGUGGCGUACGGCGGGCACGUACUUUCUCUCGUCGUUUCUCUCAACGGUCCAAGGCCUCGUCGUCGCGAUCGUGUACCGUCGCAUGUUUGCCUCGAGCUCCGUUGCGAGCGCGCCAGCAUCCCCACACCUUGUCUUCGCUCUACGGUGCCACAACGGGCGGUACCUAACCGAGUCGGAUCCUAGUACUAAUGGCUCGUCGUCGCUCGCGUGCCUCGGAGGCAGUGCCAACGAGUCGGCGGCGCAGUUCCAAGUCGCCGACGUCCAUAGCCUCCUCACGCUCAACGCGACGACGCUGAGCGACCUCACGCUCACGCAGCAAGUGAUUGGAAUCAUCAACACGUCCGUGCCCGACAACAUCUUUAGUGCACUCGCUGACGGCGCGCUCCUCUCGAUCAUCAUGUUCGCCUUACCGCUCGGAUAUGCAGUCGCCAAGUCGCACGGUGGCCACAUGCGCUCGAAUGCGCUUUUGAAUGCGCUGCGCCAAACGCGCAACGCGCUCCUGAUUCUUGUCAACGCCGUCUUGUACUUGACGCCAAUCGCGGUCGUCUUUCUCAUUAGCAGCGCGAUCGUCAUGUACGGCAACGCGUCGACGAUCAUGGCCCAAGGCGGGUACCUCCUGCUUGCGUUCAGCACAAGCGUCCUCUUCCACGUGCUCGUGACGAUGCCCGCCGUCGUCUUCUUGUGUACGCGCACCAACCCGUACAACUACAUGCGCCAGCUCUUUCCGGCCUACGUCUUUGCCUUUGGUUGCUCGUCGUCGAUGGCGGCGCUGCCUGUGGCCGUCACGGUCAUCCAUCAGACGCGCCAAGUGUCGCGGUCGCUCGCGCAGCUCAUCAUGUGUCUUGGCACGCCGGUGAACCUCAACGCGGGUGGCCUCUACUACCCCGUCCUCGUCGUCUUUAUGGCCAACGUUGCUGGCAUCAAUGGGCUCCUCGGGCCGCCCCAAAUGACCGUCCUCUUCUUUGUGACGCUGCUCGGGUGCAUGGGUACGGCGCCCGUGCCCAACUCGGGCCUCGCGAUGCUCAUGACGAUCUGGAAAACAGUGCUGCCCCACCAAGCGCUGCCGUCGGCGUUCGUGUACGUCGUCGCCAUCGACUUUCUCCUCGACCGCAUUUGCACCAUGACCAACAUCAACGGCAACAUGAUGGUCACGCGUAUCCUCGCCGCGCACUUUGACGACGGCUUCGAGUCGUGGGGCCACGAUCAGACGGCCACAAUCCAAGAGGAAGCAAGUCGCGCCCACGAUGUCUAGUCGCAUUUUUGGGUUACGAGCUAGGUAGAUCGUUGGUUAGUAGAAUCAAC
Molecule: messenger RNA, 1945 nt
Organism: Saprolegnia parasitica CBS 223.65
Lineage: Eukaryota; Oomycota; Saprolegniomycetes; Saprolegniales; Saprolegniaceae
Exons: 1
Coding region: 27-1895 (622 amino acids)
Cellular component (GO): membrane
Molecular function (GO): symporter activity
Source: RefSeq, a predicted model, not a curated record